Molecule: messenger RNA, 946 nt
Organism: Callithrix jacchus (white-tufted-ear marmoset)
Lineage: Eukaryota; Metazoa; Chordata; Mammalia; Primates; Cebidae
Source: RefSeq, a predicted model, not a curated record
CGCAGCAGUCCCCCCAUGCACCCCCCCGCCCCCACCGUCCCGGGACCUCGCCGCUCUACUCCAUCCUUAGCUUUCCAUUUUGCUCCUAGUGAUCCCAAUCCUCCCACGCCACCCCCAGAUCCCUUGGAAUCCAUCCUGGCCAGAGAGGCUGCAUCCUCUCUGCCCAUCCGCAGCAACCCAGCCCUUCCCCGAUCUGUACCCACCCCCACCCCCAGCUCUUCCCUGAAUCCCAGCUCCAGCUCGGUCUCCAGCUGCCAUGCCAGGCUGGAGCCAGGUCGGGACCAUCCGGGAGCGGGGGCACCCUCCCGGACCCCGGCUCACCCUCAGGGGCGCCGGCUGCCCUCACGCGCGUCUCCCGCCACCCGCGCCGCCGCAGUAUUUAUGAGGUCGCGGGUGCGGAGGCCGCCUGCCGCCUACAGACGUCCCGGCCCGGGAAGAGCCGGUCGCCUCGGGGUGACGGACUCCCCAGACAGCCAGGGCCCCGGGUCCCACGGGCGCCCCACGCCCACCCGCCUACCCCACCCCAGGGCGUGGUGCGGGAAGGGGGACCCAGGAAGGCUUGGUACGCCACCGCCGCCACCCCCAAGCCGGCCACCAGGCUACCACCUUCUCCAUGAUGAGCCCACUGACUCCUCCUCAGAAGCCCGGGGCACCCUGAAAACAAAGCCUGAACCCUGGAAUUGCAGUGGGCUUUUUGAGCUGUGCGACCUGGGUCACCAAGAGGCACCCCUAACCCCUGAGUUAGGGGUGGUCCAGGCCCUGGCAUGAGAGUGAUGCUUGCAGGGACAGAUAGAAAAGCUGAUGACCAGGCCUGCUUUCCUCCAGGUAAGGGCAGUGUGCCACCCACCAUCUGAGAGGCAGGUGAUGUCAGGCCACAGCACUGGGUGCCUGUAUCCCUGGCUGUGCAGACAGCAGUCGUGGAGGCCCUGCCCUCUCCACAUGACCU